This is a messenger RNA of Gigantopelta aegis, 2310 nucleotides long. RefSeq lists its product as uncharacterized. The transcript is spliced from 4 exons. The coding region runs from base 33 to 1922 and encodes 629 amino acids. The record is from RefSeq and is a predicted model, not a curated record. Lineage: Eukaryota; Metazoa; Mollusca; Gastropoda; Neomphalida; Peltospiridae.
GUGACUUUCAGGACAAAGAUACAUCUAAAGACAUGACGUUGGAUCAGGAUGCAAAUGCUGAUUCAACAAAUUCACAAAGUGCAGAACAGCUUUUGUCAUGUUCUAUUAUUCUGCACAUUCCUGUGCUGAAAGAGAUGAUCUGUUCAGAUGUUUGUGUUGAAUUUAAAUCUCCAAAUGGAUAUUCUGCUAACACCACUUUGUGUCAUCUUUUUGAAGAAAUCUGGCGCAGUGGUUUUGUGUUGGUGCCUGCUGAUACUCCUUGCCUAGAAUACCGUUGUAAAUUUAAGGUUUUGAAACUGGGUUUCUGGAGAACAAGUACCGAAAUAUUACAAGAUUACUCCUGGAAAGAGGUUAAGAUUACCCCAGUGAUUCGUGACUUUUUUAUUAUUAAAGGAAUUGAUAGUUUUGAAAAGGGUCUUGUACAACAUUUUAGGCAUCAACUUGCAGUAGUUAAUGCAGACAAUUUAAAAAUUAUUAUAAUGGAAAUAGAUGAUCUUAUUUCACUGUCAAAACAUUACAUGGAACAUGCCAGGAUGUUGGACAACAGAAGACUGUUGUGUACUUUGGAACAAUACAUAACAGAAAAACAGUCACAUAUCAACAGGGAGACAUUCAUUCUCUUUGGGUAUAUUUGUGCUCAGUUGUGUAGUGGUUCUAGAAGAAAGAAAAUGGAUGACGUGAAAACUAUCUCAAAGCAAACAUCAACAGCAAUACUUAAAGGUUUGCAGACACUUCCACAAAAUGCACUUCCUGUAGGAUCUCUAAAAUGUUUUGAAAACAUUGUUUCAGAUUUGUGCUUAAUUGUAUUUCCAAACAAAUCAAGCCUCAUUGUGCAUUUGUUAGAAUUUUGUUAUCCUGUGUUAUCAUCUACCUUUGUAAUGAGUAAUUUUGAUAAUUUAGGACAGUUGGAGUUUUCUUGUGAUUUAAAAAUGUGUGAAUGGAUUUGUAACAAGAUUCUUGAACAGGAAAAAGCUGGAGAUAAAGAUGCUUCAAUUCUUCUUCAGAAAUUUCUGCAACAUGCUCCAAUUUCUAGCACUAUCGACAUAGUCCAAUCUAUGGUUUUGCAUACACCCACAAACCAGCAGGUACUGCUGGAUCUUCUCCGAUCACGAAUUGUAGCUCAAAGUAAAAAGUCAGCAAAGGAAAAGAAUUUUGAUGCAUUGCUUAAACUGGUAAAUGAUCUAACUUCAAGUCAUGAAGACAUUGUGUCUGUAGUGUCAGAAAUCCUUACAAAAACUGUCAUAAGUAUGGUAAAAGGAUUGCGUAAAUCUGACUCUGCUGAUUUCCCUCAAGUCUUGAAGCUAAUGGAUUCUCAAAUACUUUUCACAUCACAAGAAUCUUGCGAAGAAAUAUAUGGGGUAAUGGUUGCCUCAGAAAAUAAAUAUAUACACACUUUAUAUUUGAAAUUACUUGAUUCUGAACAAAUGAGGAGUGCAGUUGAUCAAAAGAUGUAUAAGUGGGUGAUGAAAUGGUUUGAAACGGCAAUCAACCAUCAUUGCUAUGAGAACCGGCACAACGAUAAAUGUGAUGACCUUCCACAUGUUUACAAACACCUGAAUCUUCUGCUCAGUAAACCAUCAGUUUUAAAGAGAGACAAACUGGUUACUGAUUUGAAAGAAGAAGCAUAUAAGUUCCUUAAUUACAUUCCAUUGAAACUGUUGAUGCAAAACCUGUGCUUUAAAAGUUGGUUUGAUAGCAAUGACUUGCCAGAAAGCUUUGGUCCACAUCUAAUUAGAAGAUUAUCAGUCAGCUCUGAUGGAAAGAAUACUGCUCUCACUACUAUUGGAACAUCUUCAGAAUUUCAAGAUACAUGGAAUAAAUGUGGAUAUACAGCCUGUGAAUGUAUAUGUAUGUUGCCAGAACAUAUGAUGGAUGCUAUAAAGUAUUGUGCUAAAUUGACUGGCUUAUCGAGUAGAUUAUGACAUCAAUCUGGAUGAACCAAGAAAUUAAAAAUAAAGAUACAUUGCCUAUAGGCUGUGUGAUGGUGUUGGGGUUAUCUGGGAAAAUACAACAAAGAAUGUUUCCGGCCAUCCUGUGUUGUGACUGCUAUUUGUGACACAUUCCAGUCAGAAAUGUAGAGAGGUUUUCAGUUCUUGCCCACGUUGGUUGACUCUACAAAAGUGUGAAGCACUAGCUUCCUGGAUAUCUGGUCAUUCAUAAACUGAAGAUUAAAAACCUGGGAAUAUUUAUUCCAUCCAGUACCGAAGACAAUUCUGCUUGAUUUGGCACUGCUAUGUUGCACAGCAUCGUCAUUUGUUUGCCAAUAUACCCUGAAAUGUCAUUUUCCCAUUAAUAAAAUAAGUCUUAUAA